GCUGGGCACACUCAUGCUUGUUAAAUCCACAUUCUCCUCUAUUGGCUAAAUCAGUAGUGUCUUCUACUGGCUAAUCUGAACCUACAGGCACAACAAGUCCGCAAAUUAUUAAUCAGCUCCGAUACAAAAAAAAUAAAAAUUGGGCUCCAAGGAUCGAUAGAUAGUAGUCCAUGCUACUUACCUACAAAGUUUCAAGACAAUCCUUUUACAAAUGACGGAGAAAUAAGACUUCAAUGUUAGUGUCCACAAGAACAACAACAACAACCUCAGUGGCGACUCAACAUGUCAUAAGCCUGUAAAAAACAUAGCCUUCUCUCCAAUAUUCAUAUCCAGCUAACAGUUCAUCAUACUGUGAACAUCCAGUAUAAUAAAUGCGUUUUCACAGGUGUAAGAGUUUGUUGACAUCCAUGACAAGUGACAGAGGAUGCAUGUACAAUAUCCGUUAAAUUUCCAUUCCUUAGGAAAGGAAGCUCAGACGUACUGCUUGGUAAAUAUAUUUUGGAGCGUGCGCUCAAGUAUGAAGUGCUGUGUCUGAAGUUAAAGGAUAGCAGGCAUCUGAUUCGCACUGGCACCGUGAACUUGACACCACCUGUCCCAUUCCCGUCUCACAGACAGCGCGUUCUCCUUUUAGGUUCAGGAGAGGGAGGUAGCGAGGAAGCCGGCUAAAGGGUGAAUGGGUAGAUAGGUGGGUGGGUACCUUUAUGCAGAACCUUGUUCGUUUUCAAGUCUGUUCUGAGCAAGACACUUGGAAUUCAUGCUCAGCUAAAGUCCAGCUACUGUAGUUCCUCAUUGAGGCCUACAUACUAGCCCCAUGUCAGUCAUUUGUUGGAUGCCACUUAAGGCUCAGGCCAGACAACCGAGAGUCUUACCGUCUAUGUAGGACGACAGGGUCAGGAGAAGGAAGCAUCCUGUAAUGGAGAACUUCCUCAGGGACAAAGAUCUAUGGAUAUUAGGGAGCGUGUGCCUGGUGGCCACUUUCUUAUGGCGACGGCUGUGGAAAUUAUUUUCCAUCAAAAAGAAGGGGCGGACUAUACCACAAGACAUAAAGGGUAAAGAUGAUAAGGAUAAAGGAAAACAGAGCCUGAAGAGCGUCAACGUUCAGAAGAAGAGGAGGUCCCUGGAAUCUUCAGACUUGGUGCUGCCAGAAAAGGUAGAGAAACUUAACCAAAAGAAUACUGACCAUUCUCACGGCAAUAACAAGGCAGAGGACACGGAAAAUGGAAGACCACUAGAAUCACCUGCAUUGAUUCUGAAUGGUCCAGCUAAAGAAAGCGAGGACGUCUUUGAAGACUCGGAUCCUGAUGAAGAGGUAGAAAUAGAGAUAAAAUCUUCAGAUUUCAACCAUGAGAAAACAAGUGAUGAAGAAGCUGAAGAGGAGCAGAAGAAUGAUCCGGAAGCAAAUAUUUCUUCGGAGACCGAGAAGACGACUGAGAGCCCUGAUGAGGUCAGUGAUGUGGCUGCCUGUAGCAAACGUCGUGUCACAGAAGAAGACCCGGUGAAGGAUGAUCUUAAAAAGAGUCGCGUGGAAGAUGAUAAAGAUAAAAAUGCUGAUGGUGCUGUGUUGGAGCCAGAGAAGCGCCAAGACACCGACUCUGAUGCAGUCAACACGGAUGGGAGUGAGGGAAACGACAACCUAUCUGGAAAGGAAUUCUUUAUUGACUCCAGUCCUCCACCAUCAGCACCCUUUGACCAUCGUAUAGUGACUCCAAAACCUCAUCAAAUAAGUGCCUACUACUCCAUCAACAAAGACGAGGUGCUAGGAGGGGGGCGGUUUGGCCAGGUGCACAAAUGUAUAGAGAAGUCAUCUGGCCUAACAUUGGCUGCCAAAAUCAUCAAGGCGAGGAGUCAAAAAGAAAAGGAUGUGGUGAGGAACGAGAUCCAGGUGAUGAACCAGCUCAACCACUGCAACCUUAUCCAGCUUUAUGCAGCCUUUGAGUCCCGUCAUGACAUCAUACUCGUCAUGGAAUAUGUUGAAGGAGGUGAACUAUUUGAUCGCAUCAUUGAUGAGAACUGCAACCUGACUGAGUUUGACACUGUGUUGUUUAUACGCCAAAUCAGUGAGGGACUGCAAUAUAUGCACAGAAUGUACAUAUUACAUCUCGACCUCAAGCCAGAGAACAUUCUUUGUGUCAGCAGGGCAACAAACAAGAUAAAAAUAAUUGACUUUGGUCUGGCCAGAAGAUAUAAACCUCGAGAGAAGCUUAAGGUCAACUUUGGAACGCCUGAAUUUUUGGCCCCUGAAGUCAUCAAUUAUGAGUUUGUUUCAUUCCCUACAGACAUGUGGAGCCUUGGAGUCAUAACUUACAUGCUACUUAGCGGCUUGUCUCCUUUCCUUGGGGAUGAUGACAAUGAAACUCUGAACAACAUUCUAGCCUGUCAGUGGAACUUUGAGGAAGAGGAGUUUACAGAUGUUUCUGAAGAGGCCAAAGAUUUCAUCACACGUUUACUAGUAAAGAGCAAAAACUGGAGGAUGAGUGCUACAGAGUCUCUUAGACACCCUUGGCUGUCAGACCAAAGUUUGCACUAUAAGUUACACGUGAAGAAAAACAAGUGUCACUCCACUGGACCACCCUCUCCAGAGUGCUAGAGAGGUCCCUUCCCUUUUACCAACCGAGAUGUCUGCUCCCUUUUUAGAACACUGUAAGGCCACCAACAUGCCUUUUGAAAACACUGGACCAAUGCUGCUGUACUUUAACGGCUUGUGAAUCGUUAUCCUCCUGCCCACUAUACCCACAUUAGCUUUGUCCAGCUUUGCUUAUCUAUGAUCUGUUAUAGUUUAAUGAUGCCAGGGAAGUAAAUGUUAGUUUAGAUAAGAUAGAUGUAAUUCAAGUGGACGGAAAUGGAAAUAAUUGAUAUCACUCAUGUAUGUGGUGACUGUCCUCUGCAUAGAUUGUGUAUGUAUAACUCAUAUUUAAAAAAAAAAAAAAUACAGGGCAAAGACAAAAUUGAAGAGGGCAUAUAAUGGGUGGUUAAAUGUUUUAGAUGGCCUGUAACUAUAUCGUGUCUACUGUACCCUGGCUAACAGAUUUUUUUCCUUGCAUGCAUGGCACUUUUUGUUUUAUUUUUGAGUCAUGUUCAGCAAACAACUUAUUGAAUGCUACUACAGUAAUGAACUUUGAUGUUUGGAUGUCUCUUUUAUUUCAUGUACAAGUCUUAGGAAAAUUUGUAUUGUGUGAAGAAACAACACAUAGUUUUCGUCGAACACAUUAUUGCAAUUUUGUAUUUAACAUGUAUUGCACAAAAAAAUAAAUAUGUCAGUUAUUAGCUAAGACACAGUUAUCAUACUUUCCUUCAGCAGCCUGGAGUUGGUAGCACCCUCACCUUCCAUGAAGGCCUUACAAAAUACUACACAAUACUACCUAUGAUUAUUUCAUGUUUACAGUGGUAUGAAAAGUAUCUGAACCUUCUGGAAUUUCUCACAUUUCUGCAUAAAAUCACCAUCAAAAAUGUGAUCUGAUGUCUGUCAAAAUAACACCGAUGAAAAAACAGUGUCUGCUUUAACCAAAACCACCCAAAUAUUUAAAGGUUUUCAUAUUUUAAUGAGGAUAGUAUGCAAACAAUGACAGAAGGGGAAAAAUAAACAAGUGAACCAUCACAUUUAAUAUUUUGUGCCUCCCCCUCCCAGCUCCCGCCACCCCCACCCCUUUGCCAGCAAUUACUUCAAGGAGAGGUUUCCUGGAGCUGCAGAUCAGUCUGGCACAUCGAUCAGGACUAAUCUUGGGCCAUUCUUCUCUACAAAACUGCUGUCAGAUUCCUGGGAUGUCUGGCAUGAAUCGCUGUCUUAAGGUCAUGCCACAGCAUCUCAAUGGGGUUCAAGUCUGGACUUUGACUUGGCCACUCCAGAACGUGUAUUUUGUUCUUCUGAAACCAUUAUGAAGUUGAUUUACUUCUGCGUUUUGGAUCAUUGUCUUGUUGAAGCAUCCAUCCUCUUUUUAACUUCAACUGUCUGACAGAUGGCCUCAGGUUUUCCUGCAAAACAUUGCGAUAAACUUUUGAAUUCAUUUUUCCAUUAAUGAUUGCAAGUUGUGCAGGCCCUAUGGUAGCAAAACAGACCCAAAUCAUGAUGCUUCCUCCACCAUGCUUCACGGUGGGGAUGAGGUUUUGAUGUUGGUGAGCUGUUCCAUUUUUCCUUCACACAUGACCUUGUGUGUAGCUCCCAAACAAUUCAACUUUGGUUUCAUCAGUCCAGAAAAUAAUUUUGCUAAAACUUCUGUGGAAUGUCCCAGUGCCAUUUUGCAAACAUUAAACGAGCAACAAUGUUUUUUUUUCUCUAGAGAGCAGUGGCUUCUUCGGUGGAGUCCUCCCAUGAACACCAUUCUUGGCCAUAGUUUUGCAUAUAGUUGGUGUGUGCACAGAGAUUUUGGACUGUGCCAGUGAUUUCUGUAAGUUAAAAGCAGAUACUGGACAGAUAUAGGGUUGUUUUUUUACCUCUCUGAGUAUUCCGCGCUGAACUCAGCGUCAUCUUUGGUGGACGGCCACUCCUUAGGAGAGAAGCAACAGUGCAAAACUCUUUGCAUUUGUAGACGAAUUCUCUGACUGUCGAUUGAUGAACACGCAGACUUUUAGAGAUGGUUUUGAAUCCUUUCCCAGCUUUAUACAAAUCAACAAUCCUUGAUCGCAGGUCUUGAAACAGCUCUUUUGACCAAGCCAUGAUGCAUAUCAGACAAUGCUUUUCAUCAAGACAUUUCUUACCUGGUGUGUGUUUUAUAGUGGGCAGGGCAGCUCUAAACCACAUAUCAGUGAUUGGGCCCACACCUGACUUAAAAUUGUUUGGUAAAAAAUGGUUUCAAUUGCUCUUUUAGUCUCCUUAGGCCAGCGGUGGGCAAACCAGUCCUCGAGGGCCGCAGUGGGCCCUGGUCUUUUUUCCAACUGAUUCAGCACAGACAGUUUAACCAAUGAGGUUUCAGUGGAAACAAGAAGCACCUGACUGCAAUCAACUGAUUGCACUUGUAAGAAACCAGAUUGGUGAAAGGCUGUCCUCAAUGGGUAUGAACAAAAACCCGCACCCACUGCGGCCCUUUGUGGAAUAGUUUGCCCACCCCUGCCUUAGGCAGAGGGUUCACUUACUUAUUUACCCCCUUCUGUCAUUGUUUCAUGUUAUCCUCAUUAAAAUAUGAAAACCUAUAAAUGUUUGGGUGGUUUAGUUAAAGCAGACACUGUAUUUUCAUCAGUGUGAUUUUGACAAAGAUCAGAUCACAUUUGAUGGUGAUUGUGUAUAGAAAUGUGAGAAAUUUCAAAAGGUUCAGAUAAUUUUUCAUACCACUGUAUGACUGAUAUUUGUUGUAAUGUUCAUUUUUUAAAUUGUUCAACAUUUCAUGAGAGUUUGGUAAAAUGGUAAGCUAACAACCGAGCGGAGAUUGUGUUCUCUAUAUAUUGCAGAAUCUUCAGUCUUGUUUAGAUCACAAUCUGGAGAAGGUCACUGUACAACACUCAUUUUUAUUAGAUCUUUGGGCUCAUGCUAUGAACUUGACAUCCCAACCUUUUUGUAAUGUACUGCCUAUCACUAUUUUAAAGGUUUGUUUGGCUUGUUCAGAUUCUUGACCUGUGUAUCUUUUAAUGUGAUGGAAUGCUUCUCACUUUUGUUUGCAGUUCCAUUUUGAACUGAAAACCUUUGUAAUUCUGAAUAAUAGUUAAUUUAUGUUAUGUUUUGUGUAAUUAUUUUAAUAAAUGUAGAAGAUAUCGAAAUAAAGCACACAAUAAAGCUUGUUAAACUGUAGUGUUGUACUAUAGUGAUACAGUUUAUGAAUAUUUUCUUGUCCCAACUAAAAAAUGAGAUGCAUCAUGGGAUGUCAGCAAAACAACUGAUUUUGUUGUUUUAUAUGCUUUUUGAG
Messenger RNA from Corythoichthys intestinalis (scribbled pipefish), 5831 nucleotides. RefSeq names its product myosin light chain kinase family, member 4b (gene mylk4b). The record is from RefSeq and is a predicted model, not a curated record. Bases 914 to 2587 code for a protein of 557 amino acids. Gene Ontology annotation, biological process: protein phosphorylation. Lineage: Eukaryota; Metazoa; Chordata; Actinopteri; Syngnathiformes; Syngnathidae. Gene Ontology annotation, molecular function: myosin light chain kinase activity; ATP binding. The transcript is spliced from 13 exons.